Molecule: messenger RNA, 549 nt
Organism: Adineta ricciae
Lineage: Eukaryota; Metazoa; Rotifera; Eurotatoria; Adinetida; Adinetidae
Source: the annotation of a GenBank genome assembly
AUGUGUAAUUAUACAAAUCGUUUCGAUUGUUCGUCAUCUCGUGUUUGUUGUGGCUCAGAAACCGAUCGACACUGUUGUAUACCAACAUCACCAGCAACAUUAUCGUCAACCUUACCGUCUGUUAUUCCCUACGAGUCGUCAAAUGAUUACUUUCUUCAACGAGGCAAUGAUAUACUCCCUGAAAAAUGGUUUUUCCUGCAAAUAUGUACUGUCGGUAUCUUUCUUACCAUGACCUUACUUAUUUUCGUUAUGGUUUGUCAAUGUCUAUCAUCGAUUCGUCGCAGUAAACAACGUCAACAACGACGAAUGUCGAUUGUUCAAAUGCCUUUACCAGCUGCUUCUCCGCUUCUUUUAGAACACAGUCGAUCUAUGUCUAAUCGAAUAUCAACAAUUAGCACGACACCAAGUGAAGCCAAAUCACGAUGUACAGAAACAUCAUUGAUUUUAAAUACGCCAUUGAAUCUUUAUCCAAUUGGAAAUAGUCGUGAUUCAACCGCAUCGUCAUCUUACUACAUGUUUCCUAAUGAGUUCGAACAUCUUUGUAAAUAA